This is a messenger RNA of Photinus pyralis (common eastern firefly), 1502 nucleotides long. RefSeq names its product cyclin-dependent kinase 10 (gene Cdc10). Gene Ontology annotation, biological process: protein phosphorylation; regulation of mitotic cell cycle. Gene Ontology annotation, molecular function: cyclin-dependent protein serine/threonine kinase activity; ATP binding. The coding region runs from base 137 to 1351 and encodes 404 amino acids. The transcript is spliced from 8 exons. Gene Ontology annotation, cellular component: nucleus. The record is from RefSeq and is a predicted model, not a curated record. Lineage: Eukaryota; Metazoa; Arthropoda; Insecta; Coleoptera; Lampyridae.
AGCACUGCGUAUGUUUUGUGGUUGCAAGACCGGCGUAUUCACAAGUGUGCAUUUGUUUCCAAACAACAAAUAAUAAUUAAUUGUUUUAAAACCUUUUUGCUUUAGUAGGUGUAUUUCUUCGGUAAGACAUUUAUACAUGGCAGAUAUACUGCGGAAAUCUCCAUCCAAGGUUGGUUUACCAAUCGAAAAUGGCACAGAACCAUCAGCUCCCAUUACGAAGAAGGGCAUUCUUACAUCUUUCAAAACUGGAAAAGCGAUGAAUAUUCCUGAUUCUGAUGUUCUGGGUCGUUGCAGAUUUGUAUCAGAAUUUGAGAAACUAAAUCGAAUCGGCGAAGGAACGUACGGAAUUGUGUAUAGGGCAAAAGACACAGCAUCAGAUAAAAUAGUAGCCCUAAAGAAAGUUAGAAUGGAUUUAGAACGUGAUGGUAUUCCUGUUAGCAGUUUAAGAGAAAUUCAAGUACUUUUAAGUUGCCGUCAUGAAAAUAUAGUACAUUUGAAAGAAGUUGUUGUGGGGCGCAGUCUUGAAAGCAUAUUCUUGGUGAUGGAGUAUUGUGAACAAGAUUUAGCUUCUUUACUGGAUAAUAUGCAGACCCCAUUUACCGAAUCCCAAGUUAAAUGUAUCAUGAUCCAGGUUUUACGUGGACUUCGUUAUCUCCAUUAUAAUUUCAUUGUGCAUCGCGAUUUAAAGGUGUCUAACUUACUUAUGACCGAUAAAGGUUGCGUAAAAAUAGCCGAUUUUGGUUUAGCACGUUGGUUUGGAGUUCCGCUAAAAGCAAUGACUCCGCAUGUUGUAACAUUGUGGUACAGAGCUCCCGAACUCCUAUUACAGGCGCCAACACAGACAACCAGUGUUGAUAUGUGGGCAGCUGGCUGUAUAUUAGGCGAACUUUUAGGUCACAAGCCCUUACUACCUGGUCGGUCUGAAAUACAACAAUUGGAAUUAAUUGUUGAUUUGUUGGGUACACCAUCUGAUGCAAUUUGGCCCGGAUUCAGCAAAUUACCAGCUUUGCAAAACUAUACUUUGAAACAGCAGCCCUACAAUAAUCUAAAGCAACGUUUUCCUUGGUUAUCUGCUGCAGGUUUAAGGUUAUUGAAUUUCUUGUUUAUGUACGACCCACGAAAAAGAGCAACUGCGGAGGAAUGUUUACAAAGCAGUUACUUUAAAGAAGCCCCAACACCGUGUGAUCCUAAGUUAAUGCCCACAUUCCCUCAACAUAGAAAUAUUAAAGGGAAUAAAGUCAAUGCUCCAAUGGAAAGUAAUGCGAAUACAGGUGCAGGCGAUCAGACCAAUAAUUUACCGGCCAUUUCAGAUUUGUUGGGAUCUCUGGUGAAGAAGCGAAGAGUAGAAUAAAAUGACGUUAUAUUAUUUUACUAUUAACUGUACAUGAUAAAUGUCUAGUUUCAUAUUUGAGGUAAUUGUAAUAUUAUUAGUACAUUUUGAUAAAAUUGUAAUCAUGUUGUAUGUAGCACUGAUUAUAUUAAUAAUAUGUAAGUGCUGAAAA